Pelobates fuscus (common spadefoot toad) is the source of this 966-nucleotide messenger RNA. It is a transcript of the gene CRABP2, whose product is annotated as cellular retinoic acid binding protein 2. The coding region runs from base 258 to 674 and encodes 138 amino acids. Gene Ontology annotation, molecular function: retinoic acid binding; fatty acid binding. Gene Ontology annotation, biological process: fatty acid transport. Gene Ontology annotation, cellular component: cytosol; nucleus. The record is from RefSeq and is a predicted model, not a curated record. The transcript is spliced from 4 exons. Lineage: Eukaryota; Metazoa; Chordata; Amphibia; Anura; Pelobatidae.
UGUAUGUAUAUAUGGAAAGCCAGAGAGAGCUGGGUUUCAUUCGCUAGACGUGCAAUGCUUCAGCAGAGACAUCUACAGGAGGCUUAUAGUCUGUUUCAUGAGAGAGCCUGAAGGCUGCUAUUAAUUAUUUGCAGAGCCCAUCAGUCAUUGCUGUAGGGAAUCAUCUGAGGGUUACUUCAUACACCCAGGGCUGCAGUCACAGGAGUUGUGUGCUUUUAUUCUGUCUUGAGGUCGUCCCCCCACGCUACAGCCCAAAGAUGCCCAACUUCUCGGGAAACUGGAAGAUGAAGCAUUCUGAAAAUUUUGAGGAAAUGCUGAAAGCGUUGGGUGUGAACAUGAUGCUGAGGAAGAUUGCCGUAGCUGCAGCUUCUAAACCAGCUGUAGAGAUCAAACAGGAAGGAGAGUGCUUCUACAUUAAAACGUCCACCACCGUCCGAACCACAGAAAUCAACUUCAAAAUGGGGGAAGAGUUUGAGGAGCAGACCGUAGACGGACGCCCAUGCAAGAGCUUGGCCAAGUGGGAAAGUGAGAACAAAAUGGUUUGCGAACAAAGACUUCUGAAAGGGGAAGGACCCAAGACUUCCUGGUCUAGGGAACUGACCAACGAUGGCGAGCUUAUACUAACCAUGGUUGCUGACGAGGUCACCUGUACCCGGAUUUACAUCAGGGACUAAUUUAACUUGGCACAGGAGAUCUACGGCAUUCUGUCCUACCAAACUAUUCUUCUGAAUCUUCAAUAACCACUUCAAAUAAAGCAGAAAGUAUUCAGUUUACAGCAACACAUUGAACUCGCAAUACUCGGUCAAGUUGGUCUUCAACUUGAUACCAGUUUUCCAGGAGACCCAGGUUCUUGCUUCGCUCUAAAAAAGGCCUCACUUAUCAGACAAUGUCAUGAACAUCACAGCAGUUGGAAUAGUGAAAGUAUAGGUCUUUAACCAAUUAACAAAGCUUUCGUCAUUAACCAGA